AGAAAGAAGCCUUCAACAAACGGGCCUACACUGAGAGAGAAACCAGGGGCUCGACUGAUUCAACUAGCCAGAGACUGGAUAAGAUAUCUAGAAGCAAGUCAUCUAAGGCUGGGAAUGAGUCAGGAACUAUGGAUACUCUUUGGCAGGCUGUAUCAACAUUAAUGCUUUAUCUAGUAUCAUGUUUAAAAUGCAGCUUAGUCUAUAUUCAGAAGUUUUUAGGGUUUGAAGGUAGUUUAGUUUGGGUUAAGCAGAAUGUAGCAAAAUUGGCUAGAGUGUGGGGUCCUUCUAAUGUGGAUCCAUUGAGAAAUGGGUCAAAUGGCAGCCAAACAGAGGCAUGGAAAGCAGACCAGGAGUCCAGGACCUAUUGUUACCACAGUAAUGGACCAAUGGUUGCACUGCAGACCAGCACACACAUAUUCUAUGCUGAUUUGGAAAGGCUGGCAGAAUGCAGUGAGUAUUUCAGGGCUUUGUCCCAGUCCUGCAUGAGAGAAACUGAAGAUCAUCUAGUGAACCUGUCCCAUGUACCGUCCAGAGUUUUCCACAGCCUCCUGCAGUUCUGCUUCCUACACAGAUUCAGUGUACCAGAUCACCUCAUUGAGGAGCACCUUCGGGUGAGCACCUAUCUGUUGGUUCCGGGCUUCACUAGUCGCUUGCUAUUGGCCCUAUCUGAGAUCCUCACGGAGCGUACCUGCCUGGAUUACCUACGGCUGGCUGAGGAGCUGUGCACUGAUGAACUCCAAGAGACUGUGCUGGUCUACCUGAGCAAGAACCUUCUGGAGCUUCCUCGCCUGAACAGAAACCUGGAGCUCCAUCUACAGCAGGAGCUUCUGCUGAUGCGAUCACAGGGCACCCCACAGCUGUGCUGCUUCAGGAAAGAGAACCUGAUCUCAAGAGACAACCAGGAAACGGACCGUGCGAGGAGGCUGUUCAGAUUAGAAGAGGAGGACUGGAAAUGGAGCUCAGUUACAGAUCUGCCUUUCACUGCAGAUAAGUGGUGCUUCACCACAGCUGUCCUGUUUAAUUACCUCUACAUUAUUGGGGGCUAUCGGCACCACGCGAAAAGGGGGUAUGAAUUUAAGAUGGCCUCCUUUCGUUAUAAUCCCUUGACGGAUAAAUGGGUGAAAACUGCACCUCUCAUCAAGCAUAGGAGGCACUUCAGUGCAGCCGUGUGUGAGGGUCAUAUUUACGCUGUUGGGGGCUGGUAUCUGGACUCGCUGGUGACCCCCGACUCUACCACAGGAGUGUACACAGCUGUGGAGCGUUAUGACCCGUGGGCAGACUCCUGGUCCUUCGUCUCCUCUCUCCCCCUCACAGAUUUCCAGUUUACUCUUUCCCUUUCUCAUGAUUCCCCCCUUACCACCAGUCUAGGGACCUGUCUGUACGUGCUGGGCAACAUCCAGAGAACUGGGGAGAAACUGGUGUUGCGUUAUGAUACAACCCAAGACAGCUGGAGUGAGCUGUAUCCCACUCUCACUCGCGCAAGUGCCGAUAUCCCCAUCCUCCACUUCCUGGGAGCCACAGACAAGUUGAUCGUAAUUGGCGGGAACAAUUUUGAAACCGUUGUGACGUCCUUUUGUGUGGACACUCAGAAGUGGGGUCAGAUCCGAAGCAUGGAGAAAACUGCUCUGAUUGGUCAAGGCACCGUGUUUAAUGAUGAGGUUUACAUGUCAGGAAAUCAGGAGGAUGUAAUCUUCCGCCUGGAUCUCCAAAAUCUGUCUUUCUCUCUGCUCCCUGCACUUCCUGUCUCCACGUACUACGAGAGCUUUUUCCACCUCUUCUUCUGAGUCAUGUACUGUGAUCCCUAUCGGCUCCAAGCAGGAGCAACAUAAGGGCGGGUACGGACAAUAUGUCAUGCAAAGACUGUUGAGUAAAUAUAUUGUAAAGUUGAAGGUCUUUUAUAGGACACUGAGUAACUGAUAUGCUGGAAAUAAUAAACACUAUUUGUAGAUGUUC
Molecule: messenger RNA, 1953 nt
Organism: Astyanax mexicanus (Mexican tetra)
Lineage: Eukaryota; Metazoa; Chordata; Actinopteri; Characiformes; Acestrorhamphidae
Product: kelch-like protein 32
Exons: 5
Coding region: 129-1784 (551 amino acids)
Molecular function (GO): protein binding
Source: RefSeq, a predicted model, not a curated record